This is a messenger RNA of Dermatophagoides farinae (American house dust mite), 770 nucleotides long. Its product is annotated as dynein light chain Tctex-type 1-like. The record is from RefSeq and is a predicted model, not a curated record. Gene Ontology annotation, cellular component: cytoplasm; cytoplasmic dynein complex. Gene Ontology annotation, molecular function: dynein intermediate chain binding. Lineage: Eukaryota; Metazoa; Arthropoda; Arachnida; Sarcoptiformes; Pyroglyphidae. Gene Ontology annotation, biological process: microtubule-based movement.
CUCUCUCAUCAUUGUAUAAACAGAGCUUUAAUUUUCGGUUGAGAGUAACUUUUUAUGUAUAAAAAAUAUCCAACAAUCGACUCAUCACGAAUUAUUCAUUCAUACAUACACAGCUGAUAUGUGGAUUUGAUUGAAAUUUUUUUUUUGUUUUUUUUGGUCAAGAAUUUCACCACACAUUGAUUCAGGAGACAUUUGUAAAAAAAAAUCAAGAAACAAUGCCUGAAGCAAUAAUAAAUAAUGAUGAAAUCAAUUCGAUGGCUAAAAAUGUUAUCGAAACAAUUAUAUCGAUGAAUGAACCAUAUAAACAUUCCGAUGUAGCCGGAUGGAAUGAUUCGAUUUGUGAACAAAUUGUACAACGAUUAAUGCAGAUGAAUGGUAACCAAUAUAAAUAUAUUGUAUCCUGUUCAAUUGUACAGAAAAAUGGUGCCGGUAUUUCUGCAACAGCACGUUGUUAUUGGAAUCAAACGAAUGAUCAAUAUUUUAAUAUACGUUGGGAGAAUAAACAUUUAUAUUGUAUUGUUCAUCUAUUUAUUGUUUCAUUGUGAUUUCACCCUCAUUACCGGAAUGAUUUUUUGAUUUUUCACCACUUUCCUUAUCUCUGGUCACAAAUGAUGAUUAUUAUUCAAAAAUCAAAUCAUCCAGAAAACAUCUUGGCAAAACAUUUUUUGUUGUAUAUUUAUUUCUUUCUCUCAUUCAUUCAUUGUUUGCAUUGAUUAAUCGAAUUGGAUUUAAAAUAAAAAAAAAAUUAAAAAGAUUAAUAAAUUAAUAAA